AUGGAGAAGAAAAAUAAUGUAUCUGAAUUCAUCUUGCUGGGGCUUACUCAGGAUCAAGAGUUACAGAAAGUCUGCUUUGGAAUCUUUUUGAUCUUCUACGUGGCAAUUCUGCUGGGGAAUCUAUUGAUCAUAGUCACAAUCAAGAGCAGUCGCCACCUGAUUUCUCCAAUGUAUUUCUUUCUCAGUUACCUUUCCUUCAUAGAUAUCUGUUACUCCUCUGUCACUGCUCCCAAACUGAUAGCGGACCUCCUUGUGAAGAAGAAAACCAUCUCUUUUGUUGGCUGCAUAGCACAGCUUUUUGGGGCUCACUUUUUUGGUUGUACUGAAACUUUUCUCCUCACACUGAUGGCAUAUGACCGAUACAUUGCAAUCUCCAAGCCUCUCCAUUAUACCACUAUUAUGAACAAGAGAGUGUGCAGUUGGAUGGUGUUUAUGUCAUGGCUGGGUGGGUUUGUACACUCAACGGUACAGACGCUCCUUACUAUACAUCUACCCUUCUGUGGGCCUAAUGAAAUCGACCACUAUUUUUGUGAUGUUCACCCUUUAUUGAAAUUAGCCUGUGCUGAUACCUACAUUAUUGGACUUCUAUUAGUCUCUGACUUAGUAUUUCUGUCAAACUCUGCAAAAAUAAUAAUAUUGGGCUCCACCAUUCACUUCCCUAAGGAUUCUAGCAAUGGACAAGUUUCAUACAUAAUGACUAAAUUGCAAAUAGCUUACCGUGUUUGUGCUACAAUGCCCUACACAUUCUACACACAGAGAUAA
Messenger RNA from Protobothrops mucrosquamatus (brown spotted pit viper), 762 nucleotides. Its product is annotated as olfactory receptor 4S2-like. Gene Ontology annotation, cellular component: membrane. The transcript is spliced from 3 exons. Gene Ontology annotation, molecular function: G protein-coupled receptor activity; olfactory receptor activity. NCBI's taxonomy places the organism in Eukaryota, Metazoa, Chordata, Lepidosauria, Squamata, Viperidae. Gene Ontology annotation, biological process: G protein-coupled receptor signaling pathway. Bases 1 to 762 code for a protein of 253 amino acids. The record is from RefSeq and is a predicted model, not a curated record.